GCCCCAAAAUAUCCACGUGCUCCGGUGGAAAUGGAACCAACGACCCUAAAUUCGCUAGACGGGAAACCUGAAAGGAUUCUGUACAGAACCCUAGGAAUAUUCUCUUCAGAAUCCUGGGCGGAUUCUCUACAUGCUCCUAGGAGGAUUCUCCAUAUAAUCCUGAGAGAAUUUUCAACAGAAUCUUAGGAGGAUUUUAUACAGAAACCCGGGAGGGUUCUCUACAGAAUCCUGGGAGGAUUCGUGAAAGAAUCCUGAAAUAAUUACCGUAAGAAACUUGAGAUGAUUAUCUGCGGAAUCCUGAUAGAUUCUCUUCAGAAUCCUGAGAGAAUUCUCUACAGAAUCUUGAGAAGAUGUUUUACAGAGUCUGGCGAGGAUUCUGCACAAAAUCCAGAAAGGAUACUCUUCAGAAUCCCAAGAGGAUUCCCUUCACAAUCCUGACAGGAUCUUUCUCCACAGAAUCUUGAGAGGAGUCUCCACAGAAUCCUGGGAGGAUUCUUCACAGAAUCCUGAGCGGAUUCUUCACAGAAUCCUGAGAGGAUUCUUCACAGAACCCUGAGAGGAUCCUUCACAGGAUUCAGAGGGGAUUCUUCACAGGAUCCUGACAGGAUUCUCCACAGAAUCCUGAGAGGAUUUGUUACGGGUAUAAAUAUUUGUUACAAUUAUAAGACAGAAUAAUUGUUAAAUGUCUUAUAAAUAUUAUAUUCGUACGUUCUUUGUGUUAUAUGUUUUAUUUUACCUUGUAAAUAUUCCCCGAGUUUUAAUACACAUUUAUAGGGUUCUGACUGAAUAGAGGUACAUGAAAUGCAAUCCACUGUUGAUUGCCAACUUUGAGGCUAUUUCGGGCAAAGGUCAAGUACUAGACAUGUAAACCUUUCCCUGCCACGGACUUCAAGUUCUUGAGCUCAAGUAUCGAACCCUGAAACGGGAUGCCCGAUUAGGAUUAGUUUUCCUAGACAAAACCAAGCUAUGAAUACAGCAACAAAUGCUGUGAACUAAAAGGCAAACUGCCAACUAAAAUACAAUUCCAGGAUGACUGAUGGACACAAACCCUUACAUGAAACCUCGUCAUCCUGUGAUCGGAAGGAGUUAUCCAUCUGCAUAACAGGGCACAUUUAUGUUAUGUGUUGUGCUGCGUCAAUUUGUAAUGUUCCUUAUUUGUGCAUUUGUAAGGUCGUGCAGUGUUAAUACUUUGUAAUAAUUAAUUUCUUUUAUUUUUGUAACAUGGCGCCCAACGUGGGGCCCUUGCAUUUGUAGGGUUACAUGUUGUGUUUUGUAACAUGGCGCCCAACUAAAAAAACCCGUGUAUGCAAAUGAAAGCUAGUCGGAAAGAUUAUAAUUUCAGUCUUAAGGCCAUUUUAUUUUUGUGGACAGUUAACCUCCAUAAAAGUAAAGUUUAGUUAAGGUUAGAUUUAUUCGUUACGUGAUUUGGAGAGCAAUUUGGCUUUCGGGUAACAAUCUUUAGUUUUGAGUAAAGGUGUUUUCUGGGGACUUGUUAGUCCUGUUCACCGCUACGUUUCUGGAAAGCAUUGUGGCUUUCGGGUAGCACAACUCGUUUUGGUUUUGUUUUGAGUUUAGGUUAAGUUAUUUAUCUUUAUCGUAGUGUUAAGUUAUGGCCUUAACACUAUUGUUAUGAAGGAUAUGAAGCAUAUGGGAGCUGAAUUUUUCGUGAAUCGGCGAACGAUUCACGAAAAAUUCCUGCUCAAACGUUGGAUUGUGUUACGGGUAUAAAUAUUUGUUACAAUUAUAAGACAGAAUAAUUGUUAAAUGUCUUAUAAAUAUUAUAUUCGUACGUUCUUUGUGUUAUAUGUUUUAUUUUACCUUGUUAAUAUUCCCCGAGUUUUAAUACACAUUUAUAGGGUUCUGACUGAAUAGAGGUACAUGAAAUGCAAUCCACUGUUGAUUGCCAACUUUGAGGCUAUUUCGGGCAAAGGUCAAGUACUAGACAUGUAAACCUUUCCCUGCCACGGACUUCAAGUUCUUGAGCUCAAGUAUCGAACCCUGAAACGGGAUGCCCGAUUAGGAUUAGUUUUCCUAGACAAAACCAAGCUAUGAAUACAGCAACAAAUGCUGUGAACUAAAAGGCAAACUGCCAACUAAAAUACAAUUCCAGGAUGACUGAUGGACACAAACCCUUACAUGAAACCUCGUCAUCCUGUGAUCGGAAGGAGUUAUCCAUCUGCAUAACAGGGCACAUUUAUGUUAUGUGUUGUGCUGCGUCAAUUUGUAAUGUUCCUUAUUUGUGCAUUUGUAAGGUCGUGCAGUGUUAAUACUUUGUAAUAAUUAAUUUCUUUUAUUUUUGUAACAUGUUUUUUUUUUUUUUUUUUUUGAAAAGCCUCUAUUUUUCCAGAACCCUAUAAAUGUGUAUUAAAAUUAUGGGCAUAUAUACAAAUUAAAAUGAAACAUACAACACAAAGAACGAACGAACAAUAAACAUAACACAUCAAACAAUUAUUCUGUCUUAUAAUCGUAACAAAUAUUUAUACCCGUAACACAAUCCAACGUUUGAGCAAGAAUUUUUCGUGAAUCGUUCACCGAUUCACGAAAAAUUCAGCUCCCAUAUGCUUCAUACCCUUUAUAACAAUAGUGUUAAGACCAUACACUUAACACUACGAUAAAGAUAAAUAACUUAAACUAAACUUUUUGUAACAGAUUCUCCACAGAAUCCUGAGAAGAUUCUCCAAAGAAUCCUGAGAAGAAUCUCCACAGAAUCCUGAGAGGAUUCUCCACAGAAUCCUUAGAGGAUUCUCCACAGAAUCCUGGGAGGAUUCUCCACAGAAUCCUGAGAGGAUUCUCAACAGAAUCCUGAGAGGAUUCUCAACAGAAUUAUGAGAGGAUCAAGGAUGGGAAAAUCAUAUCACAUACCGUUCCUUUUUAAUUCUUUUGUGAAUAUUUUCCUGAUGUGAAAACAAUCUCGGCAACCCUGCUUGUGGAGAGUCGCGCGUUCACGCGAAAGGGCGAUGCAAAAAAUGCUCAAGAAAUUUUUGACAGCCUUCCUUCAUGUUUAUGUUCACUCCCCAUUCAUUCACGUGCGGCAUGGUUCGCGUGAUGAUUCUUAGACAAAAGAAUCGUUCAUGAUUGCAUUCUUUCAUUCGAAGUGAUUCAAUCGGGAACGAUCUUCGCAGUUGUGUGCCGGAAAAGAGUUUUCAUUUUUCGUCGUUUCGGAGUGCAACAGUGCCUUGAUUCAGCCACAAAUACUUUCUCCAAAAGCAAAGUGAGUCCUUUAGCCUAUAUUACUUGUUAUAUUGUAAAAAUAACUUCAUUAAUUUACAGUAUGAAACGUCGCUGCACACAAAAAAACACCUUCCUGCAAGUCAUCCAUACGACCGCAGACGGAAAGUACAUCUGCAAAGCAGAGGAAGGAUGCAACUACCAGCAGGAAACAUUGAUGCCCGGUAAUUUCAAAAGGCACUUACAUAAAAUGCAUCCGACAGUGUUUGCCGCAAUGGACCUGCCAGCACCAGCGGCGGUAGGAAAUGCAGCUGAACCAUCAAAGAAGAAAUCGAGAAAGUUGUUGGUGGACACCGAUCAGGGCAAAAUCCGACUCGGAUUACUGCAGCUAGCGACUGUGAACAACCUGCCGCAUUCGUUCCCAGAGAUUGGGUUUAAAACAUUGGUCGGAGAUCUGUGCAAAGCUGCGGACGUAACCUUCCAUCGAAAAGCUGUGGCCAACUUAGUAGGUGCCUCGGCCUUUGCAGCACAGAAGCUAAUUACUGCAGAGUUGAAACAGCAGCACCUGAUAGCCAUUGAGGUCGACGGAGCAAGUCGAGGGAGCCGACACUUCGUUGGCAUCAACGCGCGCUUUAUUGUCGAUGGAGAAGUCGUCGUCCGUAAUCUGGCCAUCCGGGAAACCCUAGAAAGACAAACGAAGGAACAUCUUAAGUCGCUAAUGGAGGAAGUAUUGAGUAAGUUUGGCGUUAAGCUGAAUCAAGUGUACUCCGUAACCCAUGAUAAUGGAGCUAACAUGGUGGCCUCGGUUACCGAGAUGAAGAAAUCUCUCGAAUUAUCUAAUAUCGAGCUAAGCACACUGGUGGAUACUAGUUGUUUCGACGACAACUGCGAAGACGACAAGGAUCUCUCUGACACGGAUGAUGACGAUUGGCAAGCCUAUCAAAACGAGCCUGCGGAUUCUGAUUCUGAAUCAGACGACGCAAACGAUGAUUUUAACCAUGGAAAAGAAGGAGAUGAACUAAGAGAGAAUACUCCAGAAGCGGAUCCGUUCGAUAAUUCAAUGCAGCACGUUUUGGGAAGCGUUCGGUGUGCAGCACAUACCGCGCAAUUAGCGGUAUGGGAUGUGCUUAAAACUUACGAUAAACGUAUAAAACAGAUCCAAAAACUAGUUGUCAAAUUACGGCAACGAGAAUAUUACAAAUUCGCGAAGCAGCACGAUGCCCACCUGCCACCGAUCAGCAAUCGGACAAGAUGGAACAGCACAUAUCUCAUGUUGAAAUCUUUAAUGAAGCAAAAGUCAUUCUUCAACAUGUUCAAAAAGGCAUUCCCGGAAAUAGAUUUCACACCGCAUUCGAAGUUCAUAGACAAGUUUUGUGAAGCAUUUGAAGCGCCUUUUAUUCUUACAAUGCAACUCCAGAAGCGACACGUCGUUUUGAGUGAAUUCUACGCAUGCUGGCUAGUUUGUCAGGCAAAGCUAAUGCAGCUGAAGGAGAACUGCUUAGCGCGGCGACUGUUGAAAGCAUGCCAGCAGCGCUUAGAGAAGCUCACGGAUUCCAUUCAUUUCAAAGCUUGCGUAUAUCUGGACCCCCGAAUCAAUUUCUUGGGAUCAAAAAGAAUUUCUUCCAAAGACAAAGAGCUUGUUCAUGAAUUCUUUAUGAAGCUACAUGAUCGAGUAAAUGGAAAACCCGAUAAUGUUUCCAGUGUCCCAGAUUUCGACAUGAAUGAAGACGAGCUGGAAUCAAUCUUGGCUGGAUAUUUUGACGAAGAUUCACAAGCCAACACAUCACUGACUAGUGAUUCAUCCUUUGCUCAAAAACUGAAACAACUGGAAAUGAGAGAGAAAAUACCGAUCAUUGCCCCAGGUACAGCUUCACCGUCGAAUGACAAGAAGCCUGCCAAAUUUGAUUUGAUCAAAUACUGGGAAGCACAGAAAUAUACAAAUCCGGACCUUUACCGAGUGGCAAUGAUCGUAUUUACUGCCUCAGCCACUCAGGUUUCAGUAGAGCGCAGUUUCAGUGCGCUAAAAUUGAUUUUGAGAGACCAAAGGAUGAAUUUGAAUUCCGAGUCAGUCGAAAAUUCUUUGCUCCUGAAACUGAACCCAGAUCUUCUUCCCAGAAUCAUUGCUACGAUCGACGGAGAUACCGCGAAUAUAUAAAAGAUGAACUACAUUUGAAGACAUUACGAAUUGUUUCUAUUUAUCAAAACAAUAAUAAAGAAAAAAACAUUUAAAUUUAAAUGUUUAUACGCCUUAUUUAUAUGUAGUCAAUUUAUUGAUCAUGCCAUCAAUUUAUGCAGUUUCGAAAUGUCGUCGUUUUGAACAUACACUGGUGCAUUAAUCGGGUAAACGUUGAUUUUCAUACAAAAUAGCCAACUUUGUCAUGCUGUCACUAUGGUUUGCUUUGAUGGAAUGAGCUCAAAUUUUGACACGGAAAAUGCGCAAAAGUGAUUGGACAGCGGCACCCCUUUGAUUUACACGUAUGUCACUGUCCGAUCACUUUUACGCAUUUUGAAUGC
Aedes albopictus (Asian tiger mosquito) is the source of this 5682-nucleotide messenger RNA. RefSeq lists its product as uncharacterized. The transcript has 4 exons. Gene Ontology annotation, molecular function: protein dimerization activity. Bases 3272 to 5323 code for a protein of 683 amino acids. The record is from RefSeq and is a predicted model, not a curated record. Gene Ontology annotation, biological process: regulation of transcription by RNA polymerase II. NCBI's taxonomy places the organism in Eukaryota, Metazoa, Arthropoda, Insecta, Diptera, Culicidae. Gene Ontology annotation, cellular component: nucleus.